Oryza brachyantha (malo sina) is the source of this 1182-nucleotide messenger RNA. RefSeq lists its product as uncharacterized. NCBI's taxonomy places the organism in Eukaryota, Viridiplantae, Streptophyta, Magnoliopsida, Poales, Poaceae. Gene Ontology annotation, biological process: regulation of DNA-templated transcription. The record is from RefSeq and is a predicted model, not a curated record. The coding region runs from base 131 to 904 and encodes 257 amino acids. Gene Ontology annotation, cellular component: histone deacetylase complex. Gene Ontology annotation, molecular function: transcription coregulator activity; protein binding. The transcript is spliced from 7 exons.
UAAUGCUCUCCAGUCUGUUUGCAAUCCCAUCAGAUGAGAGAUUUAGUCUGAUCCGGGACGAGCUGCAUGGAGGUGUCGCAUCAUCUAGAUCGCUUUCAGGCUUCAUCGUGUGCCCCAUGGAAAUUAAUCUAUGCAAAAAAAUAAAUCUCCAAUGGAACUUAUGACUCAUAAAUCGGUUUUGAAUUCCAGAUUCCCUCUAUGCAUGACCAGGGCGAGAUCACGCCACAGGAUCAGCAUGAUGAUGGAGACUGAGCUAUGCUCUUCCCGGGUUCUGUCUCCGCCUCGGUAUGAGAGUGGUGAUGAGGAGCUCUCAGUGCUUCCUCGGCACACGAAGGUCAUCGUCACUGGGAACAACCGAACAAAGUCUGUCUUGGUUGGCCUACAAGGUGUUGUCAAGAAGGCUGUUGGUCUUGGAGGUUGGCACUGGCUGGUUCUAAAGAAUGGUGUAGAGGUGAAGUUGCAGAGGAAUGCUCUGAGUGUCUUGGAACCUCCAACUGGUAAUGAAGAUGAUGAUGAUAUUGACGGCAAUAAUUCAUUCUGUAGCAGUUCCGACAUGGGAGACAAAGACAUGGACUAUUCGAGCAUAGAGUACCAUAAACCAACAAAGCCAAGAGUUCGGCAUACAAGGCCCUGGUCGUCCUGUACAAAAUCCAGCAACCGAGGCAAUUUUCACCCCAGUUCAAAGCUGCAAACGAGAGUAAACCUGACGAAACUCGGAACUCCUACCCUGUGGAGAUACUGGAAACACUUCAACCUUGUAAGCAUGAACCCCAAUCCAUCGAAGGAUCAGCUCUUCCAUGGAGUCCAGCAGCAUUUUCAGUCUCAGCAAUUGGAUGAGUUGCAGGUGAUUCUGGGGUUCAUCCAGGCAGCAAAGAGGCUCAAGACCCUGUACCGCUCCUCCUAGCCUGCUUCACAAAACCCUCCGGUUUCUCCGUGUGUAGAUCUCAAGAAAAUUAGAUGUACUAUGUGGUUAAUUAAUUUAAUCUAGUCUUGAGAGAGCUGAACAGAAAGAAGAAUUUAGAGGUGCAUUUGAUCAGUAAUUCUUUUACUUUUAUUUACCUGUAAUGAGUCUAUGUAACAGUGUCAGCAACUGACCAAUCUCAAUUAUUGGAUGGAGAUAAUAGUAGCAGUACAGUGUGAAGAAGCUAUGAUGAUGAAUUAUUGGUCAACUUGAUGCCCUAA